Messenger RNA from Saccoglossus kowalevskii, 964 nucleotides. RefSeq names its product protocadherin Fat 4-like. Gene Ontology annotation, biological process: homophilic cell-cell adhesion. Lineage: Eukaryota; Metazoa; Hemichordata; Enteropneusta; Harrimaniidae. Gene Ontology annotation, cellular component: plasma membrane. Gene Ontology annotation, molecular function: calcium ion binding. The record is from RefSeq and is a predicted model, not a curated record.
AUGGCAUUGAUCGGUGGAGAUAUAUUAACCAACCGAAGAUUAGACUUUGAUGACGUCAAUAAUCGGAGAUACGAAUUUGAAGCACUCGCCGUUGACCAAGGUGAGCCCGGACUGACGUCGACGGCUUCCAUCAAAAUACAGUUGGUUGAUAUCAAUGACAAUGCUCCCAUUUUCACUGAACCUGUAUAUUACGGUAACGUUGAUGAGAACGCAGAAACCGGAACUACAGUCAUCAUGAAACGUUAUAUUGAAACUACUGACGCUGACGCUGGGCGCAACGCGGAUGUGUUCUAUACGCUCACCGGAAAUUACAGUGAUCAAUUCCAUAUUGAUGCCAACACGGGUAUAAUUACCACGACUAAUGAUGACGCAACUGCAAUUUUGGAUCGUGAAGAAAUAAGUCUGUAUCACCUUGUCGUCACCGCGCACGAUGGUGCCCACAAUUCCACGGUCCCGAUAAACAUCACAGUGAAUGAUGUUAAUGACAACGCUCCAUUAUUUGAAGAGGCGGUUUACCACUUCAAUGUGAGUGAAGACGCAACUGUCGGAACCACUGUAGGGUUGGUCGUAGCCCAAGAUAUGGACACCGGAAUCAAUUCUCGGUUGACGUAUUUUCUAGUUGGCGGAAGUGACGGUAAAUUCGCAGUAGAUCCCGUAAGUGGUGCAGUAUUCGUGUUGAGUCACCUCGAUCGCGAUACCACGGGAUCGUAUACUAUAAUCCUGUCAGUUACAGAUGGUGGUGAUGACAUUUUCAGCGACUUUACUGAGGCAGACAUCCAAAUAUUGGACGUCAAUGACAAUGCGCCAACGUUUGACAGUGAUAAUUAUCUAGCCGAUGUUGAAGAGGAACUUCCAUCCGGGACUUAUGUCUUCACAGUAACAGCUACAGACCCGGAUGCUGGGAGUAAUGGCGAUGUAAUGUACAGUCUUAAUACAGACGACUUUGUGGUAAACCAGACAACAG